This is a messenger RNA of Artibeus jamaicensis (Jamaican fruit-eating bat), 2905 nucleotides long. RefSeq names its product zinc finger and SCAN domain-containing protein 22. The record is from RefSeq and is a predicted model, not a curated record. Gene Ontology annotation, biological process: regulation of transcription by RNA polymerase II. Lineage: Eukaryota; Metazoa; Chordata; Mammalia; Chiroptera; Phyllostomidae. Bases 1 to 834 code for a protein of 277 amino acids. The transcript is spliced from 4 exons. Gene Ontology annotation, molecular function: DNA-binding transcription factor activity, RNA polymerase II-specific; RNA polymerase II cis-regulatory region sequence-specific DNA binding.
AUGCACAAUCACACAACCAGCAUCCGCCCACCGCCCCAGCUCCGGAAAGGCCCGACCUACGGACAGCAUGCCCGCCUAGACUACAAUUCCCGGCGUCGUGGUGGGCUGCGCGGUGCAUCCUGGGAGUUGUGGUCCUGGCGGCCGGUAGGCGCGGGCGAAGGGCUCUUUUGGUCCGGCGACCCCGGCGUCCGUUCUGCCAAGUGUCCUCUGGCAGCGCAGGGAGGAUGGGAGCCGGGAGCUGAGCCCUCAGAGGAAAGUUGUGAACACAGCCAUUCAGAAUGGUCAGACCCAGCCAGUGAGACCCUCGUGGGGAGCACUUCCCCAGGAUACGCCUUUGGUGAUGCCUUUGAACCCCAGAGCAGCUCAGAGAAACUGGUAGGACUCUUGGGGGAUGUCUGGACAAAAUCUGCCUCCCAAAAAGCAGACGUCAGGCAAACUCCAGGGCAUCGGGAGGAUGCCCCCGUGGACCAGUCCGGCUGUGAAUCUGGUGCCUUCAGGAGCAGUCCCAGUGUGUGGCCAGAUGGCACUUGGGAAGAGAAGACUCCUUCCGAGGAGAAAUUUGGUCCAUUGGAUGGUCCUGAGACAGAGCCUCCACGCAGGCACACAGGGAGGACAUCCUCCAAGUGCAGAGAAUGUGGGAAAAUGUUCCAGAGCACCUGGGCCCUGGAGCCACACGGAAAGAGCCAUUCCCGGAACACGCCCUUCACCUGCAGUGACUGUGGCAAGGCCUUCAGCCGCAGCUCUGCGUUCCUGGUGCACCUGCGCGUCCACAUUCAGUGCCGCGGUGACCCACCAGGCAGCACCCUUGGACUCAGCAUGGAAGAGAAACCUUGAGUUCCACAGGAGCAAGGGAAAACGGGGCGGGUCAUGAUGGCUCCCCAGAGCGAUGAGUUCCGAAGGGCAGAUCUAGGACUAUCCGGGAGCAACUCUGCAUUCGAGGAUCCAGAUGGAUGCAAAAGUAUCCAGGUUCCAGAAGUAUCCCACUGUCUUCCAUUCACACUAAAUCCAUCUGAGAGAGCGGACAGGGGAGCUGAGGAGCUGGGUUUGUCAUCAGAGCCAGGGCUGUCAGGUGGCACUUCUGUCAGGACUCCGUGGUCCCAGGAUGGUCCUGGCUGGGUCUCCAGCUUCACGCUCCCUUUUCUCCACUGCUUAGCCCAGGUGAGAUACUGCCCGUACCGCCUCUGUGCUUUUCCGCUGAUUAUUCACUUCACUGUCCAAUUCUAAGGCCAGCUCACCAGGCUGCCUCUUCGUGAGGCGUUCUCCAGACACUGCAUCUAAUCCUCUCCUUCUCUGAGGAUGCUGCCGACACUUGCCUGGAGGCAUUUGUCUGCGAGUCCCCCUCUCCUUCCACAGCCCAGCAGCCACUGGCCCUUUUGGUUUUACCUGUACUCACCUGUACUUCAUUUUCUUCUCCAUCAUCACUUUAUGUGAGCCCUCAUCGCCUGUCAUGGAUUCCAGCAGGGGGCCUUCCAGACCCCUUCCUGCUUUCUCCAUACCGGCCUCCACGGCACUUUUUCCAUACACUGAUUCUGAUCAUGUUCACCAUGGCAGAAAGCUCUCUAAUGCCUCCCCUUGUACGGCAGAGCUUCCCGAAUGGGUUCCAGGUUUGCCAAGAGGAGAGUCACUUUGGGCUCCAAACAACCUUGCCAGUUACCCUCACAUAUGUGUCUGAGUACGGUCAUCUCUCUGCAUGUGCCGAGAUGUGAAUGGUUUCAAAGGACUGUUGUCUGGGAUGAACCUCAAGCUCCUGCACCUGUCUGUUCAUGAGCAUCUGUGACGUGGCCCCACUGGCCACAUCGAGCUACUAGCAGUUCUUGAAGAAGCCAUACUUUUGCCCACCGACAUGCCUUUGUACCAGGACCCGGGACCCUCCUCUUUGCUUUCCUCCAAGAUGUUUCAAAUAUCUUCUCCCUCCCCAGCAAAUUGUCACCCAUCUCCUCAGGCUGACUUCUGCCUUUAUCACUCUCGGAGCUCCUGCAACUUACCCCUCCCAAAUUUCCUCCCAUGUGGUAUUCACUCCUUGCAAUGUGCAGGACCGUUUAGUCUCUGAUCCAUGAGAUAUUACUAUAGGAUGUGAGGACAGGCCCUGACUCACAUCUCUGACACGCUCCCCCUGCAGUGCCCUUGUGUAUGUUUUCUGGGCUGUCUCCCACCACGGUGGAGGAAGGGCUGUUUUCUUUAUUAUAACUUUCCUAGUGGAAAUCUCAUUGUGCUUGUGAUUUUGACUUUGAUUUUUUAAGGUUUUAUUUAUCUAUUUUUAGAGAGGGAAAGGGAGGAGGAGAGGGAGAGAAUCAAUGUGUUGAUUGCCUCUUUCAUUCUCUCUACUGGGGACCUGACCCACAACCCUUUGGUUUGCAGGUUGACAAUCCACUGAGCCACACCAACCAGGGCUUGGCUUUGAUUUUUAAAAUUCAACUUAAACAAAAAAAAAAGUUCACCCAUUUAUCCCACCUGUGGGGGUUCUGUAGAAGAGGCACACUUAAAACAAGGACAUGGGAAAGCUGAGGAUAAAAGGAUACAAAAGGAUGUAUAAGGCAGGCAUGAAGCUGAAGGAUGCCAAUACAGCUGCAUUAAUUCUAGACAUUAGCAAGCCAUGUCUUUCAAUUUGUAGGACUGUGCACACAAACUAGAUGGAUAUGGAGAUCUUGGUUAUGUCAUGGUUACAUUUGUCAAAUUCCAUCAAACAAGCCCUGGCUGGUGUAGCUCAGUGGAUUGAGCGCGGGCCUGCGAACCAGACAAUCGUGGUUCAAUUCCCAAUCAGGGCACAUGCUGGGGUUGCAGGCCAGUUCCCAGCAGGGGACCCACGAGAGGCAACCAUACAUUGAUAUUUCUCUCCCUCUCUCUCUUCCCUUCUAAAGAUAAAUUAAUUAAUUAAAUCUUUUUUAAAAAAUUUCAUCAAACACUU